AAAAACAAUUGAAUAAUCAACUAUAGUGUGCAUAUUCAUUCAUUCAUUGAUGAUAUUUAUCACUAUCACUAUCGAUCUGGUUUUUUGGAUUUGAUUGAAAGAUCAUUGACAAUUUUCUCUCAGGCCAAUAGCAGCCAAACAUUUUUAAAAAAAUCUCAACAACAAUGUAUUAUUAUACAUCAAAUAAUCAUUAUCAUCAUUUAAAAAUGGCUAAAUCAAUAUUAUUCAUAAUAAUAAUUAUAAUGAUUAUUAUACAAUUAAUUAAUGGACAACAAAAUCCAACAAUAUCAUUUAUAACAAAAGAACGUGUUACAAGUAUUGGUGAUACAUUAGAUCUUUCUUGUUCAGUGCAAUAUGCAAAAAAUUAUCCAGUUAUAUGGGCAAAAAUUGAUCAAUUUAAUCCAAAUAAAAUUUUAUUUAUAUCAAAAGGUGCAUCAUUAAGUGUACCAGAUCAUCGUUAUUCAAUUAGACAUGAUGAUGCAUCAUCUACUUAUACAUUACAAAUAUCAAAAAUACAAGAAAUUGAUGCCGGUAUUUAUCAAUGUCAAGUUGUUAUAUCACCAUCAUCAAGAGUUACAGCAAAUGUAAAUGUUUAUGUACGAAUACCACCGGUAAUUAGUGAUAAUAGUACACGUAAUAUGAUAACAUCAACAGGUGAAUCAAUACAAUUAGAAUGUUAUGCAUUUGGUUAUCCACAACCAAGUAUUAGUUGGCGUCGUGAAAAUAAUGAUCUAUUACCAACUGGUGGAUCAUUAUAUAAAGGAAAUAUAUUAAUUAUACAUAAUAUUACUAAAGCUGAUCGUGGUACAUAUUAUUGUAUUGCUGAUAAUAAUGUUGGUUCGGGUGCAAGAAGAAAUGUUGUUGUUGAAGUAGAAUUUCCACCAAGUGUACAUGUUGAACGACCACGUUAUGAUCAAGCAAUUAAUUUUGAUAUUAAUCUACAAUGUAGUGUUGAAAGUUAUCCACCACCAACAAUACGUUGGUUAAAAGAUGGUAUUGAAAUACAGGAUUCAUCACAUUAUCAAAUGUCAAUAUUUACAACAUCACAUGAUUAUACUGAUUCAGUAUUAAGAAUUAAAAAUAUUCAACAACAACAUUAUGGUCAAUAUAUUUGUCAUGCAACAAAUAAACUUGGUUCAAGUCAACAAUUAAUUGAAUUAUUUGAAUCAGUAACACCUGUUUGUCCACCAGCUUGUAAUGGUAAUUUUGCUAGUUUUGGUUAUUCAUUUGCAACAUCAACAAUCAAUUAUUAUCAAUCAACAAUAUUAUGGCUAUUUUCAUCUAUUAUUAUUUUAAUUGUAUCGUUUUGUUCAACAAUACGGCAAUAAUCAAAUCAAAUCAAAUCAAAACAUUUCAA
This is a messenger RNA of Dermatophagoides pteronyssinus (European house dust mite), 1357 nucleotides long. RefSeq names its product lachesin-like. NCBI's taxonomy places the organism in Eukaryota, Metazoa, Arthropoda, Arachnida, Sarcoptiformes, Pyroglyphidae. Gene Ontology annotation, cellular component: neuron projection. The record is from RefSeq and is a predicted model, not a curated record.